AUGGGGAGCUGCAACUGUAUUCCAAAGAAGCAACCUGAAUAGGAACUCCAUACUCAAAGAGGUUCAAGUGAUCACCAUAUAGCAGACAAGGAAAAGUAGACAGAAGAAAAAUCAUUUUGUCAUGGUUGAAAUCAUUAUCUUAUGCAGAGGAUAAUAAACCGCUUAAUGAUGAAGCCCAAUAAUUAGUACAGAGUACCAAAGGCAUUCAUAAAAAAUUACCAAGAAUCAAUAUGAUCAAUGGAGGCUAUUAUGAAGGGGAAUGGUUCAAUUUUAUGCGACAUGGUGAAGGAAUACAUGUAUAUAUUUUCACCUCAGUAAUUUAAUAGUAUUGGGCUGAUGGAGGCCAUUAUGAAGGAUAAUGGAAGAAUGAUAAAGCAGAAGGUUAUGGCAAAUUAAGUAACCAUUACAUUUAUUCAGUACAUUGUGAUGGAGAUAUCUAUGAUGGACAAUGGGCUAAUGAUAUGGCUAAUGGAAAAGGAACUUACACUCAUGCAGGAGGUGCUCGUUAUGAAGGUGAUUGGCUUAAUGACUAAUAGCAUGGUUUUGGAACUGAAGUUUGGCCAGAUGGUUCUAAAUAUGAAGUAUUCAAAUUAUUCCAUAUUAGGGAAUGUAUACUUUUGGUAAAAAGAAUGGAAGAGGAAAGUUGUAAUUUGCUGAUAACAGUCUUUAUGAAGGAGAGUUUUUGGAUAAUGAGAUUAGUGGAAAUGGGAAAUAUGUUUGGAAUGAUGGUAAGACCUAUAUUGGAGGUUGGUUAAAUAAUAAAAUGAAUGGAUAUGGUGAGACUAUAUGGCCAGAUGGAAAAAGUUAUAAAGGACAGUAUUUGGAUGAUAAAAAACAUGGUUAAGGUGUGUUUUCUUGGAAUAAUGGAAAAAGAUAUGAAGGAGAAUGGGCUCUUGGAAAAUAAAAUGGAAAAGGAGUUAUUAUAACAGAAACAGGAGAAAGAAAAGCUGGUAUAUGGGAAAAUGGAAGAAGAAUCAAAGUAGAAGGUGAAAAUGAUUAAACAGCAGAGGGAGAAACAUGA
Paramecium pentaurelia is the source of this 1021-nucleotide messenger RNA. The record is from the annotation of a GenBank genome assembly. Lineage: Eukaryota; Ciliophora; Oligohymenophorea; Peniculida; Parameciidae.